Molecule: messenger RNA, 548 nt
Organism: Aspergillus caelatus
Lineage: Eukaryota; Fungi; Ascomycota; Eurotiomycetes; Eurotiales; Aspergillaceae
Exons: 2
Coding region: 19-324 (101 amino acids)
Source: RefSeq, a predicted model, not a curated record
AAGGAGUAAACAAUCAUCAUGAAACAUCGGUCCACGCACACCCACCGGCCUGCCUUCCAUAAAAGGCCAAUCAAUCAUUCUGUUAUUCGGUCGGAGAUUAAGAAAUUGACAUCUCUAGGAAAAGGCGGUGAAAUAGUUCUCUCUCUCUCUCUCUCUGUGUUCUUUUUGUAUUUCGCUUCCCUGACCUCCCUUAUUCUAUUUCCUGCUAAAUGUAUAUGUUUUGACAAUCAUCCUGAGUCAUUUUGCUGGAGUGAAAGGGGCAAAAUAAAAGAAAAUAAAAAAAUGAUAGUACGAAAACCAACUCCGAGCUUGCCUGACUUUUGAGGGCAUCCCGACGUCACGUCCCGACAGUCUGGAACGGAGCUGCGGCUUUAGAAUGAUCCACAAAACAAUAUGGUCUCCAUCCAACAAAAAAAUUGGUGGCUUGUUGUUUUGAGAGCUGCAAUAUGGAGCUUAUCAGUGGUCGAAAACAUCAUGACAGGAUAAUGAUAGUUCCCGGACCAAGUUUGCACAUCUGUAAGAAUGACUGUAGGUAGACUUGACCUCCC